Hippocampus comes (tiger tail seahorse) is the source of this 3814-nucleotide messenger RNA. RefSeq names its product serum response factor. The coding region runs from base 453 to 2225 and encodes 590 amino acids. The record is from RefSeq and is a predicted model, not a curated record. Gene Ontology annotation, molecular function: cis-regulatory region sequence-specific DNA binding; protein dimerization activity; DNA-binding transcription factor activity, RNA polymerase II-specific. Gene Ontology annotation, biological process: positive regulation of transcription by RNA polymerase II. The transcript is spliced from 8 exons. NCBI's taxonomy places the organism in Eukaryota, Metazoa, Chordata, Actinopteri, Syngnathiformes, Syngnathidae.
GUCAUAUUACUCCGCAAGAGUAAACACUGACCUGAAAUAUUGAUUAGUCGUCCAUUCUGAAAUACGAAACGGUGCACAUUGUGCUACUGAUGGACAUCGGAGUAUUAUUAGGUCACUAGCUAGUCAGCGUUUGCCUUGGUUUCAGUUCACAAGAUGGACUACGUGCUAUGGCGGACCAACAUGGCGGGCGCUUUGCGCCUUUUCCUUUUUGAGAAAGUGCUGAGAGUUUUUGGACAUUAGAGGAGGGCGAAGUGAACAGUGGCGCCUUACGAAGGUCCAGUGGGCAGCAUCGCUUCUCAAAGUUUGUUUCCCUUCUUUCCCGGACUCUGUCGAAACGCCAACCCUGCCGCUUUGUUUACAUUCUGUGACCCGGCCGUGCAUGCGUUUUGUCAGUCAUUUACGAGCUCCAGCUUUGUGGGCUGGCGUCAAACACAGUCGCGCUACUCAGUAGAAUGUUACCGAGCCAGGUUGGGUCGGCACCACAGGGAAACGCGUCAGCUUCAUCGAGAGGUACCGUCGGGCUCGGUUCGGCCUCUGUCGGUGGCGGGAAUCGUCCCGUCUUGAUCCGAACAGGGCAAGCUUCAGUCGGGCUUGGGGAGAGCGUGAGCGGGGCUGGGCGACACGGAACCAGAGAGGCGCUCGGGAUGUUGGGGGCAAACGGUCCGGGGGGUCCACGAGGUGUGAGGUCUGGGAACGGGACCGGGGUUAGCCCACUUCAGGCCGCCAUCCAAGGCGGCAUGGUGGGUCUCAACGCGGGGAUCGUGUUGCCUCACGGACCCAGGUUCGACCCGGAUAGAGAGAGUGUGCCUCUGUGCAGCGGCUCGGACAACGACUCGGACUCUGGGGAUGACGACGACCCGGUGGGUUCGCUCGGGGACAAUAGGAGAGGGGUGAAGCGGGAGAGAACCGAGAUGGAAGCCGCUGUCCCGGGCCAGGAGGUCGGAGGCGCUCCCGGAGGGUACGGCCUGGUUCCCGGAGGCGUCGCGGGGGCCAAGCCGGGGAAGAAGACACGUGGUCGCGUCAAGAUCAAGAUGGAAUUUAUUGACAACAAGUUGAGACGCUACACCACUUUUAGCAAGAGGAAGACUGGCAUUAUGAAGAAGGCCUACGAGCUCUCCACGCUGACCGGAACCCAAGUUCUACUGCUCGUGGCCAGCGAAACGGGUCACGUCUACACGUUCGCCACCCGUAAACUCCAGCCCAUGAUCACCAGUGAAACGGGCAAAGCGCUGAUCCAAACGUGCCUCAACUCGCCGGACUCGCCGCCACGUUCUGACCCCUCCACAGACCAACGCAUGAGUGCGACAGGCUUCGAGGAGACGGACCUCACCUACCAGGUGUCUGAGUCGGAGAGCAUGGGCGACACUAAGGAUACUUUGAAACCCACGUUCACAGUAGCCGGCCUACCAGGCGGUACCAGCAGCGCCCAGGCCACCGUGCCCACCACCUCCACCAGCAUGCAGGUGAGCAGCGGGCCCAACUUUCCCAUCACCAACUACCUGGCGCCCGUCUCCGCCAGCACCAGCGUCAGCGCCAACGGGACUGUCCUCAAGACCACCGGCACCUCUACGGGCGUGAUGCAAAUACCUGGUGGCUUCACUUUCAUGCCUGCAGGCACUCCUCUCCCCCCCGGCACCCCCACCAUUCCUCUGAGCCAGCUGCAGCAGCACUCCCUGACUCUCCAGGGGCAGCAUGGUCAGACUCUGACCGCCGCCCCUCAGCCUCAGCAGGGCCAGCAGGCCGUCUUCCGCUUCCCUGCUGCUGUCUCCCUCACAGGGGCGGGUGUCCCUCAGCAGCUCCAGGCCAUUCAGGUUCACCCCAACACCCAGACCAUCUCCAACAGUGAGAGCAGCCCCGAGAUGUCCCACACCUCUACAAACUCCACGGCUACGGUGAGUCUCCCGGCGACCAUCGUCACCUCAACGGUGCCGUCGUCUGUGGCCGGUCACAUGAUGUACCCCAGCCCCCACACGGUGAUGUACGCAUCCACGCCCGCGCUGGCUGACGGGGGGCUCGCCGUGCUCAACGCCUUCUCCCAGGGCACGUCGGCCAUGCAGGUUUCCCACGCGCAAGCCCACGAAGCAGCGUCUGUCCCGCAAGUGUUCCUCACGGCCCCUCCAGGAACAGUGCAGAUCCCCGUCUCGGCGGUGCAACUUCACCCAGUACGGCAAGAUCUGCAUUUCACAAAUGGUGAUUGGGCCCCAGUCGAGCGGCAGCAGCACUAACCUGACCGAGUUGCAGGUGGUCAACUUGGACGCGGCGCAAAACUCCAAAAGUGACUGAUGGAGGCAAGCGAGAGCGUCUUUCUCUUUAUUUAUUGAUGCCUUCCUACAUCACACUUCUCAAUGUGACCUUACAUACAAACACACAAUCAAGGGCCUGUGUGUGAAUUGACCUUUCGCCCGUAUGUUUUGGUAUGUAUAUAUAUACAUAUAUCUAUAUAUUCGCAAAUGCAUAGGAAGUAUAUCACUACACGUGUCAUCAGAAUCCUAUUUUCGAUGUCAUUAGAUGGUAUUUUUGUGUGUGCGUGCGUGUGCACUUUUUUUUAUUGCUUGUUUUUGAAGAUACAAUUACAUGAACACUCAGUUGGGGGUCACAAAGUGUCACGCCAGCCAAAGACGUUUGUAUGAAUGUACACACACACGCGCGUCUGUGUGUGUCAAUGGAGAAUUAUGACUUGCUAAUCUGUAUAUAGUUUUUAAAGAUGAAAAAAAAAAAAAGCAAACAACUCAUAUUUUUAACCUGGUUUAGUUUUGUGUAACGGCAUGGAGGUUUUUUUUGUUUUGUUUUUUGUUUGUUUGUUUUUUUUUUUUUUUAUGUUGUGGUUUUGUAUGUACAUGACAAUGACACCAAGAAGUGAAUCUGUACAUGUAUACUGUUUGGGAAAUAUUUGAAAAUGCUUUUCAUGCUGUUCUACUACAUGACUGCUUCACAAAGACUCAAGCAGGUUUGUCAUGUGGGGGUGAGGACACAUUGUUACGUGGAGUGCAGACUGUUGGUGGACAUUCAUAGGAAUCUGAUUGCACAGAACCACAAUUAAAUUGGACAAGUGUGGACAGUGCGUACACCAAACUCUAUCGCACAACAUUCAGUGGAACCUUCAAUGUUGAACCCAAUCCAUCAUGCGAAUUGUUGUGAUUGGAUGGACGGAUCGCGUUCAUGCAACUCAAAACGGUUGCCAUUCUGAAAGCUUUAAAUGUACACGACAGGCAACGUCUUAUGUCACAUUUUAACAUCCCUACACACAAGUUCAAACAUCUCUAAAACUACAUUAAAGCAAAACUACUCACCAUUUGAAGAUGCAGAGUAGCUGCAAAGUAACGAAUGUUUGUUGACGUGUUUCACUGGUAGUUUCUGUACUAUUUAUUGGAAUCUGCUUGCAAAAAAAAAUAAUAUACCGGUAAUAUGCAAUGUAAUCAUGCCCACAUUGUGUUGAGCAGUCUGAUUGUUUGCAUUUCAGUUGCCCUUUACACUUUUCCUUUUCCAAUUAAAAAAAAAAAAAAAUGCGUUGUUGAUGCUUUAGCUGCUCACUGAGCGUGACGUAAUAAUUUCAGAAAUGCCCACUUUUUUCUCCAGAAACUUUUAGUUGAAAUGCAAAUUGUGGUAAGUUUAACUUUGGAGGUUCCACUGUUAAUUAGGGGUAGGUAUUUAAUAUUGAUCCUUAUUUAAAUUCAGAUGGAUUCUUUUGUCAAAGUUGUGACAUCACAACACGCGCUGCUGCAAAAUGUGCUGCCUUACUUGCUGGACGUUCAAAGACACGACAGCAACACAGCUUCAAUAUUGCAAUUAAAUAUUUGUUUGAUUCUCAGUCAAA